AUGUAUAGACCUAUCAACUGCACAGCAAUCACUUUGAUCCCUAAAAUGAGAAAUCCUACCAGUAUUAAGGAAUACAGACCAAUCUCUUGCCGUACUACUUUAUAUAAAGUGAUCUCUAAGGUCUUAACUAAGAGAUUACAAAAGGUGAUGGAUGUACUGAUUGAUAAAAUACAGUCUGCCUUUGUUCCUGACAGAGUGAUAACAGACAAUAUUAUUCUUAGCCAUGAACUUGUCAAACAAUAUGGAAGGAAAGGGGUGUCACCAAGGUGUAUGAUGAAACUGGAUAUGCAGAAGACAUAUGAUUCUAUUGAACGGGCUUUUAUGGACAGGGGUGACAUAGGAUCAAUCAAGUUACUUUAUAACCGCUUAAUGAAAUUCUCAAAAGCUUUAGGAUUGGUGAUUAACAAGAAUAAAAGCUCAAUCUUUUUUGGAGGGGUAUCACAAGAUGAUCAGGAAGCUAUUUUGGAGUUUCUGGGAAUCCAAAAAGGUGAACUGCCAGUUAGAUACCUGGGAGCUCUCUUAAGUUCUAAGAGAAUAUCAGUAGUUCAAUGCCAGCCCUUAAUUGAUAAAAUAGUUGGCAGAAUAACCUCAUGGACAGCUAAAUUCCUAUCUUAUGCUGGAAAGAUUCAAUUGAUCAAAAGUGUACUGUUCUCUAUUCAAGCUUACUGGGCACAAAUCUUUGUGCUCCCAAAGAAGACCACAAAACUAAUUGAGGCAAUAUGUAGAAGUUUUUUGUGGACAGGGGAGGGCAAUAUCUCUAAGAAAGCUUUACUAGCAUGGGAAAAAGUAUGUCUGCCCAAAUCAGCAGGAGGUUUCAAUAUUAUAAGCAUCACACUGUGGAACAAAGCAGCUAUAUGUAAACAAUACUGGAACCUAUGCAAAGAGAAGAACAAACUUUGGAUUCAAUGGAUGCACAAUUACUACAUCAAAGGUAGGAACAUAUGGGAAGUCCAACUGAAGCAAACAUCAUGGAUGAUGAGCAAGAUUAUGAAAGCAAAGAAGACAUUUGAGGAAGCAGGCUUUAAUCAUGAAGACAUCAGAAAGAUGAGCCAUUGUUCAAUCAAGCAUAUAUAUCACAAGCUGCGAGGAAGCUUCAGUAAAGUGAGUUGGAGAAGAGUUGUAUGCAACAAUGCAUGCCCUAGGUGGACAUUUCUAGUAACAAUGACAGCACAUGGCAAGUUAUAUACCAAAGAUAGGCUGAGUAAAUGGGGAAUACAAAUUGAUCAGGAGUGUGUCCCGUGCAGUCAAGCAAGUGAAACUAUUCAGCAUCUAUUCUUUGAAUGCCCAUAUGCAGCUGAAUUAUGGGGUAAUCUGCUAGCUUGGCAAGGGAUAAGAAGACCAGUAUAUAGAUGGGCUGAGGAACUAACACGGGCUGAAAAAUGGCUGAAGAGGAAAACUGCAACAACUGAACUAUAUAAGAUGACACUAGCAGCAUGUGCAUACUAUGUGUGGCAAGAAAGGAAUAACAGAAUCUUCCAAGCUAAAGUGAGACGAUGGGAGAUACUUGGAAAACCCGCAGCCGCUACAGCCUCUGUCACAGCCUCUGCCCUUCGGGUUGAGGGCUUCAUCAGUAGACGUGGAUCUGAACUUGCCUUGAAGUACUUAUGUGAAAAAUUGGGUGGAUCUUUGUUUGAAAAGCUUCCUAAGCUGUGGGACUGCUUAGUUGAAGUUCUUAAGCCUUGUAGUCUUGAAGACAUGACUGAAGAAGAUGAAAAAGUUAUUACUUGA
Molecule: messenger RNA, 1728 nt
Organism: Nicotiana attenuata
Lineage: Eukaryota; Viridiplantae; Streptophyta; Magnoliopsida; Solanales; Solanaceae
Exons: 4
Coding region: 1-1728 (575 amino acids)
Source: RefSeq, a predicted model, not a curated record